GAAGUCUUUCUAAGUUUCCGCCGCAGUGUGAAGUUUUACUCUGAUGGAGUCUGAUCUCCUGAAACUUUGUCGACAAUGAUUCUUCUUCUACGGACGCUUUUUGUGGGUCUGUGUGUGUCUGUGUCCGUCACUCUGAGGGUCUCAUCACGGGGCCCCCUCAACUGCUCACAACAGGGUUUGAAGUGUGACAUCAUGGAGACUAACUGUAUGGACAGGAGCUGGCUGGUUGUGAAUGAAUACACCCCGAGCGGUCCUGAGGAGCUGCAGGUUUCCGUGGAGACGAGGCGGGAUGAGGCGGGUCAGCUGCAGCCGUUCCUGCUCUCUAAGUGGAAGAUAAAGGAUGACGGUAGCAUUCGGUACCUGAACGCCACAGAGUUACACGUCCUGGUGCUGCCGACCAACGAGAACCGCUGUGUUCGGUUCUCUCUGACAGAAACUCUGCCCAUGAGGAGUCCGUCGGGGGAGAAGUGGGCGUUCUCUGCAGACAUGUUGGUGGUGGAGCCCGGUCAGAGUUACAAAGUCUCCGUCUUUAACAUCCCUAAACCAGAGUUAGGACACAGUUACUACGACGUCAGCGCCGACAUCUCCGUUCCCGGUUGUGAAGAUCCCAGGAUGAAGAUGACCCAGUUCUGCGCAGAGCGAGGGAGUAUGUGGGAGGCAAACUUCAGUUUGUCUGCACAAGGAUCAGCUCUGACCGUCAGCUUCAGUCCCGACUCGCUCUGUGACGAGUACGUCAUGAUCGUCCGCUGCUCCACUACAAACUACAAACAUGUAGAGCGAGCAAGCAGGACCAAGCAGACGUCCCUGAAUGUGACAUUCAGCCUUGAUAAAUGGCCGCUCUCCUGCUGCCAAUUUGAUGCAGAGAUCAAACCACUGUUCCCAUCCUGUGGUCAGGACUGUACUCGUCUACAGAGGACGCUUAAUAUUUGUACUGAAAAGAAAAAAGUGAACCCAACAGAUGUCCCCGCUGUCCCCCCGUACACAUUCGUCACAUUGGGAUUUGUGUUUAUGUGUUUGGUGACCAUCGCUGUGGUGUUUGUCCUCUGCAGGAAACCAGGAAAAACUGCUCCCGCUCCAGCCCAUGUGAGAGGAAAGAACCUACAGCUGCCUAAACAGCCUCCCAAAGUGCUGGUCAUCUACUCCCAGGAUCACAGCCUCUACAGGGACAUCGUGCUGAAGCUCUGCGCCUUCCUCCAGGCUAAGUGCGGCACCAAGGUACUCGUGGAUCUGUUGGAUACCACCUCAGUCGGCAUGGUGGGUCGUCUCCGCUGGCUCGAGUGGCAACGGCAGCAGCUCAAAAAUCCCUCUGACAAAAUCUUGGUGCUGUGCUCGCGGGGCGUCCAGGCAAAGUGGAGAGCCAUGUGCGGUCAGGGUCGGGUGGUACUGAGGGAAGAUUAUCUGUCCCCUACAGAUGACAUGCUCACUCCUUUCCUGAACCUCUUCCUACCUGAAAUGCACCAGGCAGGAAUGCUGGGAAAGUACAUGGUGGCUUACUUUGAUGACAUCAGCAGCCAACACGAUGUGCCGUCAGUUUUUGACAUCGCAGUCAAAUACAAGCUGAUGAAGCACUUUGAAGAGCUGUACUUCCGCAUCCUGGAUGAAGAGAAGUAUCAGUCUGGUCAUGUCAAACAUAUCGAGGGCAUCGGAGGAGACGAAUACUUCAACUGUCCCUCAGGUAGUGCUCUAAAGAACGCCAUUGAAACUUUCCAGGCCUUCCAGCUGGGAAACCCGGAUUGGUUUGAGAAGGAGUGCAUGGACGUUGAAGAGGAGGUCAUGACUGAGUCCAAGCAGCUCAUUGACCAGCUGCAGAUUCCUCCAGUCCUAGAGUGUGUUCCACUGAUUCGAGACGGACCUCCUGCCUGCAUCUGUGACAUAGAAAUCAAUGAAAGUGGUCCCAGUGUCCAUGUCUUCACACCUGAACUGAACGCAGAGUGCCAGCUGUCGUCAGUGAUCGAACUUACUCCUCUUGUGAACCCUGAAGCCAACCAGUAUCCUUCAAACCUGGUCCAAGUGUUUACAGAUCACCAAAGCCCCUCUCCAGUUUCUGUCUACUUGGCUGAGCCUGUUGUCAACAUGCCACCACCACCAAGGGACAACUGGCCCUUGCUUCAGGUCGAACCCUCGGGUCAGAGUCCCAGCGAGGACGAUGAAGGGGAUUCCCUUGAACCUGUGAGCCAAAUCUCUUCCCAACCAGACCAGAGAAGCUCUGUCCUUCAGAACUCCUCAGACUCAAACCCUCAUGAAUUCUCUCACGCCAGCAUCCAGAGUGAAUAUUUACCAGAAGUGGAGAACAGUCCCUCUCAGCCCGUGGAGGUCGAGGAGAUUCUAGAGUCUGCUGGAAAGGGUCAGAUCAGUGGAUCAGAUCAAGGCUACAUCUCCAAAAUGUCCUCUCAACAAGAACCCCCUUUUAAAGAUCCACUGGCAGCUCUGAGGAGGCUGCAGGAAGAGCUGUUGCAGGACAGUCUCGCAUACUCUGAUGAACAACCUGAAGGAAACUGAUCUGUCUAAAGGCCGCCAGUAAAAUAAGAGUUAAACUUUGACCAACUUUAACAGUCUUAGAACUUACCCCAUUUGGAUCCCUGAGUACCCUUUAAAGUUGACCCCAGGACUUAAACCUCCCACAGACCUUUCAUUUCAGUUUGCAAAGUGGAUAUUUCUCUCCAGCUGAAGUCAUCCUCUCAUUGAUUGUGGAGUUUGAGGUGUACAAGGUUCUGGAGUCGAGUGGAAAGAGAUCAGAUCAAAGCUUUAUCUCAUUAAAUCAAACACCCCCUUUCAAAGAUCCACGAGGCUCUUAGAGUCCUGUAGGAGGAUCUGUUUCAGGACAAUCUCAGGUAUUUGACGAACAACGUGAAAGGAGGGAGGCCAUCCCAGCAAAAAGUCCUGACUGAGUCUCACUGACUUCUAUCAACCACUUAUCACCUGCAAGGUCACAAAGAUCACCUGGAGGUCCAAACCCUGUGGAACUGGACAGCAGAACUCUAUCUUUAUUGUCUUUUAUUGUCUUUUCAUACAUUUAUACCCAGAAACCUACAGACCAAAUGUACUUUUCCCAAUGUAUAUAUUGCCAAUAAUAUCGUAGAAAGGGUAACUGUUACUACAUUUCUUGGAAUUAUCAUAAAUGAAAAUCUCACCUGGAAAAAUAUAUAACACUUAUUUCAGGCAAAAUAGCAAAACAAAAUAUCCAAAAAUAUUGGAGUCAUCAGAAGAAUAAUGCAUCUGCUAUGAAGAAAAAUCCUUCUUAGUUUAUAUUACACUAUGAUCUAUCCAUACAUCUCAUUUCUGACUCUACUGUAACAUUGUUUGGGCUAGCACCUUUAAAAGCAACCUCAACUGCAUUUCUUCUCUGCAAAAACGGUUCAUCAAAAUGAUCACUUUCUCCAACAGAUUUAGCAGCUCUACUCCUUUGUUCCAGUCCCUAAGAAUUUUCCAGAUCUUCUACCUAAACCAGUUUCAGAUAUGUAUUUUUGUUUUCCAAUCAGUCAACAACUUACUCCCCGUCUGUUUAAAGAUAUAUUUUAAUUCAAUUCUCAAAUCCAUCAUUGCAACACAAGUUCAGCCAGCUUACUUCAUUCUGCAUUUUUCAGGACAUCUUUUUCUCAGAUUCAGAGGACCUCAUUGUUGGAACGAUUUACCCAAUCACAUUAGAAACAGCACCAGCCUCAACUUAUUUCAAAAACAAACCAUUUAUUUCCUGCUUGGCCAAUUAACCAAUCAUAAUCAAAACCAUCAUAAUCAUCUCUGCAAUAAGAGCUUAUUUCCCCUCUUCUUUCAUUUGUCUCUUUCUUGUUUUGCUUUCUUUUACACCUUAUUGAGUAUGUGUUCUUGUUAGCUUUAUUGUUUUUGCUUG
This is a messenger RNA of Labrus bergylta (ballan wrasse), 3847 nucleotides long. NCBI's taxonomy places the organism in Eukaryota, Metazoa, Chordata, Actinopteri, Labriformes, Labridae. The record is from RefSeq and is a predicted model, not a curated record.